AUGUCACUUACAAUGAAACGACAACUUUCUGAUGGCGUGCAAGAAUCUCAAGAGAAGCGACUGCAAACAUCAUCAAAGGACUAUCUAGCGAUGCUUGUUAGUUUAAUUCCAGGAAAAGAAGGAAAGAUUCCGAUCUCCUACCAAACAGUAACAUCGGUGGGGCGAAGUAGAUCCUGUGACAUUACUCUGGCAGAGCCUGAUAUUUCUACGCUCCACUGUAACCUCUGCUUACUUGAUGUUAAUGUCGAUGGGGAGCCCAGAAAGUUGAUUAAUAUCGUCGACAAAAGCAGAAAUGGGACAUUCAUAAAUGGUAGCAAAUUAGUGAGGAGGGACUAUAUUUUGAAAAAUGGUGACAGAGUCGUUUUUGGUAGAAGCUGUUCCUUUCUUUUCAAGUACUUUGUAGAGGAUCAAAUUAAAGGGGACGUCAGUAGCGAAAUACACCAAGCCCCACAAGAGUCAAGCAGUUCGUUUAAGAAGCCCAUGGGAUUGAGUCAGACAUUAAAUAAGGAACCCAUAAGAAAAGCUUUAGCCCCAAUCUCAUUUUUUGAUAAAUAUGUAGCAGGAAAGGAAUUGGGUACAGGACAUUAUGCCAUAGUUAAAGAAGCUAUCAAUAAGGACAGUGGAGAUGUUGUUGCUGUAAAAAUCUUUCACCCUCAACAAAAUGAUGAUAAAAAGAAGACAAAACAAUUCAGAGACGAGACUAAAAUACUGAUGAGUAUCAAGCAUACUAAUAUUGUGAAGCUCAUUGAUCGCUUCGUUGAGCCCGUGAGCAAAUCUCAAAUACAAACGUAUCUAGUACUCGAGAAAGUGAGUGAUGGUGAAUUAUUCGAUCGCAUUGUGCGUAAAACAAAGCUAAGACAGGAUGAGACAAGGGCUAUUUUCAAGCAAAUUUUAAGUGGAUUAAAAUAUUUACAUGAUAAGAAUAUCAUCCACAGGGAUAUCAAGCCAGAAAACAUUCUGUUGAGCAUUAGGAAACGCAGGUUUCCACAAGAGCCCCAAUUGGGACCAUGGGAUGAUGAUGAAAUGGAUAUAACAAUCAAAAUUGCUGAUUUUGGGUUAGCGAAAUUUAUUGGAGAGAUGCAGUUUACCAACACUUUAUGUGGCACCCCUUCAUAUGUUGCCCCAGAGGUUUUACAAAAAACAGGAUACUGCUCUAAAGUUGAUCUUUGGAGUGCAGGUGUUCUUCUCUAUGUGUGUCUUUGCGGAUUUCCUCCAUUCAGCGAUCAACUUGCUCCUCCUUCGAUGAGGGAGCAAAUUUUGCAAGGAAAGUUUGCCUUUUAUUCUCCAUAUUGGGAUGAGAUCGACGACUCUGUAUUACAUUUAAUCUCAAAUCUAUUAUUGGUCAAUCCCGCCGUAAGAUACACCGUCAAUGAUACAAUAAAUCAUCCAUGGUUUAGUGCUACGGAAAAACUAGGGGGAAGAAUGCAGCUGGACAGACUAUCACUUGAGGCCAACAGAAUUCCUAAAACAUAUUCAGAAUUAUCUAAAAUAGACCAUUGCAAUUCAUAA
Lachancea fermentati is the source of this 1509-nucleotide messenger RNA. Lineage: Eukaryota; Fungi; Ascomycota; Saccharomycetes; Saccharomycetales; Saccharomycetaceae. The record is from the annotation of a GenBank genome assembly.